Schistosoma turkestanicum is the source of this 3756-nucleotide messenger RNA. The record is from the annotation of a GenBank genome assembly. Lineage: Eukaryota; Metazoa; Platyhelminthes; Trematoda; Strigeidida; Schistosomatidae.
GAAAUUUUGGAAGUUUCUAACGUUUAUCUGUAUACGAAGCUCUCUCACUGAACUAAUAAUACUGAGAGAUGUCAUCUGAGAGAGGAAGUCUUUCCGAAGUUGAAAUUAAACUUGUGGUUAAACGUGCACGUCUUGAUCAAUCAUUAGAUUGGAAUUCAUUAGCUAGAGUACAUUUAAACAAAUGUAAAUUUAAUUUUACCGCUGAAGUCUUGCCGCCCGCGGUAGCAGCAUCAAAUACACCAACGUUAAAUUCAAUUCCAUUCUAUGUCACUCCGAUUGUACGUAGUCUACGUCCUUAUUUUGAUCAAAUUAUUAAUUUCAAAGCGGAUGUUGAUAGCCUGAUUGAAUUUCGUCUAGUGGUACGUGAUAGUAAACAUGAUGAAGGCAUUGCUAUUGGUUAUGGUCGAUUUUCUGUACGUAGUAUUGCAACUACCAAUGGGAAUCAGUUGAACAAUUUAUUAUUUUCACAACCAAUUAAACCAUUGCCAUGGUUAAUUAAUCCUAGUAUUUCUGCAUCGAAUCCACUAGGCAGUAUUGAUUUGAUCAUUUCUGUUCCACCACGUGAAUUGAAUAGUGCAUUAUUAGCUCAACACUUGUCCAGGUCCAUAUCCAGACUAACAACUAAUUCUAUGAAUGGUCGUCAUCUUUCCGGUUCACACACCGAAUCUAAUCAUCCUCAUCUACAUCAUCCUCAUUCUCAACAACAACAACAACAACAUCAUCAAACAAUCAGAUCACCAUCUAGUGAACCACGUCGUCCCCCGCUGCCAACUGUAAUGAUGAAUCAUAAUCAUCAUAAUAACACUAGUAACAAUGAGUCAACGACGACGACGUCGACAGCGUCCACAACGUCCACAACGACGACGCCAACAACAACCAAUUCCACAAAUCAAACAACAGCCAUUACAGACAAUGCUGCCAAUGAUAAUAAUAAUAAUCAUACUUCAUCAUCUACGUCACAAUUACCACCUGGUUGGGAAAUUAAAUACACAUCGGAAGGACGAAUUUAUUAUGUGGAUCAUUUGACUAAAACUACAACAUGGUGUAAACCUACACCAUUACCACCUGGAUGGGAACGACGUACCGAUAAUGUUGGUCGUGUUUAUUAUAUUGAUCAUAAUACACGUACCACGACAUGGUUAUGUCCUAAUCAAACAUUAUUAAAUACAGUACAAAAUUAUCAACAAAUGACUGCAUCACGUAAUGGUCUACUGCAUCAACGUAUCAAUGAACGUUAUGCUAAUGCUGUAUGGAAUUUUGCUGAUGAUGCCCAACCAAUGGAUGAUGAUGCUGCUGCCAGUGGACGUUUGAAUACUACAACAACUGGUGGUGUAUUGGAUCCGUUAGGUCCUUUACCAGCCAAUUGGGAACGACGUGUUGAUAUGUCUGGUCGGUCAUAUUUUGUAAAUCAUGUCAGUCGUAUCUCACAAUGGGAAGAUCCUCGUAUACAAGGACAUCCAUUACCGGCUGGUUGGGAAAUUCGUUAUACAACUGAAGGAUUUCCAUUUUUUGUUGAUCAUAAUACUAAAACGUCGACAUUCAAUGAUCCAAGACGAAAAGAUGCCAGUGGUAAUAUUGAACAAGCAUGGUCAUUUGAAAAUAAAGUUUCAAGUUUUCGUUAUCUAUGUCAUUCAAAUUUGGUGACAAAAAAUGUGAAAAUUGUUGUAUCCCGUGGUAAUCUACUAGUGGAUUCAUUUGAACAAAUUAUGCGAUUAAAACCACAUGAAUUACGUUGUCGUUUGUUUAUUUCAUUUACUGGUGAAGAAGGUUUAGAUUAUGGAGGGUUAUCAAGAGAAUGGUUUUUUAAACUUUCUACUGAAUUACUCAAUCCAAUGUAUUGCUUAUUUGAAUAUGCUAGUGGUACUAAUUAUGCAUUACAAAUUAAUCCAGCAUCAUCAGUGAAUCCGGAACAUUUGGAAUAUUUUCGAUUUGUCGGACGAUUUAUCGCUUUAGCAUUAUAUCAUGCAAGAUUUAUUGAUAAUGGUUUCACAUUGCCAUUUUAUAAACGUAUGUUAAAUAAAAAUAUCAAUUUGGCAGAUAUUGAAACAGUCGAUUUGGAAUAUUAUAAUUCAUUGAAAUUUAUACAAGAGAGCGAUAUUGAUGAAUGCGCCUUAGAUAUGUACUUUGCAAUGGAUUAUGAAGUGUUAGGUGAAUUACGUACGCAUGAAUUGAAACCAGGCGGUAAAGAUAUUCUUGUAACAGAUGCAAAUAAAGCGGAAUAUAUUGAUUUAAUGGUUAAUUGGCGAUUUUCACGUGGUGUGGAAGAUCAGACAAAUGCAUUCCUUACUGGUUUCGAAGAUGUAUUUCCUCUUCAAUGGUUACAAUAUUUUGAUGAACGUGAAUUAGAAGUUUUAUUAUGUGGUAUGCAGCAAAUCGAUGUAGAUGAUUGGCAAUCGCAUACAACUUAUAAAAAAUACGAUACACGAUCACCACAAGUUAUAUGGUUUUGGAAAUUUGUUCGAAGUUUAACACAACAAAAACGUAUUCGAUUACUUCAAUUUGUCACUGGUACAUGUCGUGUUCCUGUUGGUGGAUUUAAAAAUCUUAUGGGUAAUAAUGGUCCACAACCAUUCUGUAUUGAAUAUAUUGGCAAAGAAUCAUGGUUACCGCGUAGUCAUACAUGUUUUAAUCGAUUAGAUUUACCGCCAUAUCGUUCGUAUGAACAAUUAGUUGAGAAAUUAUCGUAUGCUAUUGAUGAAACUGAAGGUUUUGGACAAGAAUAACUAUAUGUUGAUUGUGCCUUGUUUUUUCUCUCUCUCUCUCUCUCUCUCUGUUCAGUUUUUAAAAAUCUACCUAUCUACCUACCUACCUACCUACCUAUCUUACACAACAACAAUAUCUUGUCAACUAUAGGAGAGAGAGCGUUGUUUGUUUUUGAUUUUUUCCGAAAUUAUCUGUCUUUCUUACUCAUCAUCAUCAUCAUAAUCCUGUGAAUGUUUUCACCAACAAAAUCGACCAAAAUUGUCUUAUCAUGAUUAAAUAUGAAUGGAAACAGAGAGAGUGAACAGUGGCAACAGCAGCAGUUCGUUAGCCAGUUAUACAUUCUGUCUAUUUCACAUGACUCAUGAUGAUGAUGAUGAUGUUGACGAUGACAAUAAUAAACCAAAUAAUUUAGAAAUGUUCACCUCUUUUUUUUUUCUUUUCAACCCUUGUGUUGUUGUAUACUCUACGAGUAGAGAUGGUGUGUAAUUGUUCCUGGCUUGAUUGUUUAUUUUUUUCUAUGCUAAGGCGUGUGGUGUGUAAAGUUGCCGCUGGUGCCGCCACCGCCAACAACAACAUUGGUGUCUUGUGUUGUACUGUAAAAAAUAACAACAAUGUUGUUGUUGUUGGUGGUGAUUGUUUCUUCUUCUAGAUUCCUCUCCUUACUUACUUCGUCGACGAAAGUUUUUCUCUGUUGGUUGUUAAUAUUCUUUCUGUUGUUGUGCGUUGUUUUUCUCUUUCUCGACUCACUCUCUUCUUACUAACUAACUAAUUGACUGACUGACUGACUAGACUAGACUAAACUAACUAACUUACAAAGCGAAUGUGAUCUUUUCUAUUUCGUAUUGUUAAAAAAAACAUUCCGCGCCCAUCAAUGUUGUACACACACACAUAUAGACAUAGAGGCGCCCGCGCAUACUCAUCCCAAUCUUGAUCAAGAAGUGUUCAUUGUAAUCACUAGUAGUAGUAGUAGUAGUAGUACAUUAUCGAUUCUCUCAAUCAAUGCACACACACACAUAUACACAUACAGUUCAAAAGACAAUAAUACAUUGUUUG